CCUCAUUAAAAGCUUCUUGGCUGCUGCUCCCAAGUCCUCUCAGCUCUCGAAAAUGGUUGUGUAAACAGAUGGUCUGUAAGACACGUUGACGUCGCUACCAUCGGAUAGUUCUGGCGGGAUAUCAUCACGUAUCUAAGGCCUUAAUUAACCGAAGAGUGUCAGUGUUAUACGAGGAGGUGUUUGUUAAAAAGUAAACCGAACAUACGGGUUCUUCAGAGGAAGCUCGGCUAAUUUGUUAGCUUACCACUAUUAGCAGACGUGCUGUGUGAUAUUCCACUUUUCUUUGCUUUUAAACACUCCGCUACAUAGUCUGGGACAGAUUUCACUUCCAAACCAGAGUAAAUAUGAUUAAUUUAGCUGGUGUGAGUUAGCAAGUUUAGUUAUUUUGGUUGGGGUGACAGUGGGUGCAGGAGGCCUGAGUCACACUUGCAGGACAAAUUGAGCCUAAAACACAAUUUAACAGUCUGACAUGCUCCUCUGGUCUCACGGUAUAUAUAUAUGAUCCACAGGGGCGUCAAAGGCAUUGAAGCUUUAGUAGUUUGUUAGAUCGCUAGGCUAUGACAUGGUAGGAGUGGAAGCAGCCUUGCCCACCAACAUCCUUUCAAAAUUCAGAAUCUGUUGGGGUGUUUUGUGGUGAUUCUCUGAAGGUCAGUCCUGUUUUGGUGAACCAGGACCAUCAUCAGUGUGUGCUGAUGUUGUGUUGCUGGCCUGCUCAACUGGAUCUGCGCAAGUUUCUUUCUGCCUGACCUCAGUUGGUCUUUUUCCUUAUCAAGUUACUGAACAACGACCACCAUGUCCGACAACCAGGGCAAUCUGAACAACAACGUCCCACUGAACAACAACAAUAACGGUGGGCCGAACCGGAUCCGGAACCCCGCGAUGAACCAGAACCCCCUGAUCAACGUGAGAGACAGACUCUUCCACGCCUUAUUCUUUAAGAUGGCAGUGACAUAUGCCAGGCUCUUCCCACCAUCCUUCAGACGAAUAUUCGAGUUCUUGGUCUUGUUAAAGGCAUUGUUUAUGCUCUUCAUCCUGGCCUACAUCCACAUUGCGUUCUCCCGCUCUCCAAUCAACUGCCUGGAGCAUGUGCGGGAGAAAUGGCCCCGCGAUGGCAUCCUGCGUGUGGAGAUCCAGCGCAACUCCAGCCGCGCACCCAUCUUUCUUCAGUUCUACGAGACGGAGGGAAUCCAGGGGCUCGUGAAGGAAUCGGAGGACGACGGAAGUGAAACCAGACAGCCAAUGGUGCCGGCAGACGCUGAAGAGGAGGAAGAGAUGACCAUGGAGAUGUUUGACAACAGCACAGUACGGUUUGAGCUGGACAUCGAGCCGCGGCUGAAUCCAUCGAUGAGCAGCGGUGUUCAUGGCUCCAGCCUGAAUGAAUCCCAGGAUCUGUCCUUCAGCCAGGCCCCCUCUAAAGGUAUGCAGCCGCUGAGGGAGACUGUCUCCGAGAUUGAGAUGCUAACUCGAGCAGUGUGGCCCCAAGAAGAGUAUAUUGUGGAAUAUUCUCUGGAAUAUGGUUUCCUUCGGCUGUCCCAGGCCACACGUCAGCGACUCAACAUCCCUGUUAUGGUGGUGACCCUGGACCCCAUGAAGGAUCAGUGCUUUGGAGAUGGUUUCAGUCGCUUCCUCCUAGACGAAUGCCUGGGUUAUGACGAUAUCCUGAUGUCCAGUGUGAAGGCUUUAGCAGAGAAUGAGGAAAACAAAGGGUUCUUGAGAAAUGUGGUCUCUGGAGAACACUACCGUUUUGUCAGUAUGUGGAUGGCUCGUACCUCGUACCUAGCAGCCUUUGUAAUCAUGGUUAUCUUUACCCUGUCCGUUUCCAUGCUGCUGCGGUACUCACACCACCAGAUUUUUGUCUUUAUAGUGGACCUUCUCCAGAUGUUGGAGAUGAAUAUGACCAUUGCCUUCCCUGCCGCCCCUCUUCUCACUGUCAUCCUAGCUCUUGUGGGGAUGGAGGCCAUAAUGUCUGAGUUUUUCAAUGACACAACCACUGCCUUCUACAUCAUCCUCAUUGUUUGGUUGGCGGACCAAUAUGAUGCCAUCUGCUGUCACACCAACACAAGCAAGCGCCACUGGCUUAGGUUUUUUUAUCUGUAUCACUUUGCCUUCUAUGCGUAUCAUUACCGCUUUAACGGCCAGUACAGCAGCUUGGCUCUGGUCACUUCCUGGCUCUUCAUUCAGCACUCAAUGAUCUAUUUUUUCCACCACUAUGAGUUGCCAGCCAUCCUGCAACAGAUCCGGAUCCAGGAGAUGCUGCUUCAGAACCAGCAGGUGGGCCAAGGAAACCAGACUGCAUUGCAGGACAAUCUUAACAACAACACUAGCAAUGCUGCGCCCGCCGGCCAGGGUAACGCAGCCGCUAAUGCGAACGUUAACGGCCAGGACCGGCAAGCUGCUCAGGAUCAACCUCAGCUUGAAACCCACAACGGAUUGGUGGUAAAUCCCGGUCUGCCCAUCGACCCAUCCAGUUCUGACCUCGACUGGAUGGCUGAGAUUGCCAUUGGCCCAGACGUUCUGUCUGUUACACACCUGGGCGAGACUCUUUUGGAGCCGGGAGGGAUCCAGCAGCCAAUGUCAGGUGUAACAGAGCUGUACAGUCUUAACACAGCAGGAGAGAACCAAGACGGAAACAUUAGCGCAGCCAAUGCUCCUGCGGUUGACAUAAAGGGGCGGGGUUGCGCUCAGGGUCUGGGGCCCCCUGGUGGCGGAGGUGGGCAGGUGGAAUCUGAAACGAAUCCCACUUCCUCCACAAUGACCUCACACACAGACUGCAGAGUUGCAGAAAUGUGCAUGGGUGCCACAGACUGGGACGACAAGGCAAAGAACAAAAGCGAGAGCUCGGACUCUCACUCCGCCCCAGCUUGAGUUGGGCACUCGGUCUCCACCAUUCGGAACAAAUGAAUCCACGCUCUGCAGUCGCCACCCCUCUCUGUAAAUUAAUCCAGAAGGCAUCAAGAGGAGAAGCUGUGAUGGAGCUUUAUUUAAUUAUUUAAUAACAUCCUGGAAACCUCCAACGUGAACAUGAGGAGGGCAGAGGCAGACUUCCGCCAUCUAGUCAUAUUCUUAAGAGUAAAUACGCAGUGAAUUGUCAAAAUGAUGCCAUGUUGUGAGGGUGUGAUAAUUUGGAGACUUUACAUGUGAAUUAUUUUUUCUUUUUCUUUUUUUCUUUUUAUUUCUUUU
Messenger RNA from Rhinichthys klamathensis goyatoka, 3180 nucleotides. RefSeq names its product transmembrane protein 259 (gene tmem259). Bases 793 to 2865 code for a protein of 690 amino acids. The transcript has 11 exons. NCBI's taxonomy places the organism in Eukaryota, Metazoa, Chordata, Actinopteri, Cypriniformes, Leuciscidae. Gene Ontology annotation, cellular component: endoplasmic reticulum. The record is from RefSeq and is a predicted model, not a curated record. Gene Ontology annotation, biological process: response to endoplasmic reticulum stress; positive regulation of ERAD pathway.